AUGGAAAGCCUUUCUGAAGAGGUGUUUAUGAUCAUCCUAGAAUACAGUGACCAAAGAACCCAGGCUGCUCUUUCACAAACAUGUCGAGCCUUCCACAGGAUCACCCUGCCAUUCCUAUACAAAUCGGUCUGCAUCCAAGCCUCUAAAUGUGACUUUGAGAAUGUUCUACCCACCAUUGGCAAAUACAGCAAUCUUAUUCAUUCCCUGGCCAUUGACACGAACCGAAGCAAUUUGUCUCCCUGCCGCGUGGCGCCUUAUCUCAAUGCCACAGCAAAGUUACAGGCUCUUGCGCUAUACGGGGGAUACUGGAUGUGGGAUGGGGAAGACGAACGAUGGGCGACCCUCGAGGCCGAUUUAUAUGGAUUUUUCACUCUGCAAACUGGGAUACAAAGUAAUCUCCGCUCAUUGACGCUGGAUCGUGUUGAAAAGAACGGCCAAGCGGCGUUCCUACAAUCGCCUGUCGUCUUUCAGAUCACGACGCUGCAGAAACUCACUCUACGCGGUUUUCUGCUGGACGCAUCGAGUACAGCAAUUGAAGCGCGGCUCCACCGCUCGACAGACUUGACUAUUCUUGUCAUUGAACGCAGUUAUCUCGCCUUUCCUGCGCUGCGAAACAUCCUGCACGCGCCGCGGGCAUUGCGCCGUCUGACGGUCAGCCAUGACCGUUCGUAUGGAAGCCAUGAACUUGGAUUUGUCGACCAGCAUGAGGCAAGACUGGCAGAGUUGAUUGACGUGCUGCUUCUCCAUCGCAAUUCAUUGGAAGAACUCAAUUUUGCAGAAGAAGAUAUGAUCUACAACGAAGAGGCUCCAUUUGGGUAUAGUUGGCAGAAGGGGAGCCAGCGCGACAGUAUAUAUGCAGAUUUGAGCAUCAUUGAGGAUGACAGGAAUGGAGAUACUGAUGAUGAAGAUGAUGAGGAUGAGGAUGAAGAGGAUGAAGAUGAAGAGGAUGAAGAUGAUGGAGAUGACUUCAAAGUCUAUGCAAAGCAGUUUCCCUCUUUACGGCACUGGGACUGUGAUGUGGAUGGUUUAAGGAUAUAUUUGAAUGACCCAGAGUACUAA
Penicilliopsis zonata CBS 506.65 is the source of this 1059-nucleotide messenger RNA. RefSeq lists its product as hypothetical. The coding region runs from base 1 to 1059 and encodes 352 amino acids. The record is from RefSeq and is a predicted model, not a curated record. The transcript is spliced from 2 exons. Lineage: Eukaryota; Fungi; Ascomycota; Eurotiomycetes; Eurotiales; Aspergillaceae. Gene Ontology annotation, molecular function: protein binding.